Lachancea thermotolerans CBS 6340 is the source of this 711-nucleotide messenger RNA. RefSeq names its product putative serine hydrolase (gene FSH1). The transcript has a single exon. The coding region runs from base 1 to 711 and encodes 236 amino acids. NCBI's taxonomy places the organism in Eukaryota, Fungi, Ascomycota, Saccharomycetes, Saccharomycetales, Saccharomycetaceae. The record is from RefSeq and is a predicted model, not a curated record. Gene Ontology annotation, cellular component: nucleus; cytoplasm.
AUGUCAGCUCCAAAACUGUUAUUUUUGCAUGGAUUCUUGCAAAACGGCAAGGUUUUCUCCGAGAAGUCUUCCGGAAUCAGAAAGCUUUUGAAAAAGGCUAAUGUGCAAUGCGACUACAUUGACGGGCCUACUACUUUGGAGCGUAAAGACCUGCCUUUCGAGAUGGAUGACGAGAAAUGGCAAGCCACUGUCGAUGCUCAGUUGAACAAGUCGUGGUUUUUCCACAGUGAUAUCUCUAAAGAGCUGGACCUGACAACAGCGAUCCAGACUGUCUCCGAUCACAUUAAAGCCAAUGGCCCUUACGAUGGUAUAGUUGGAUUCUCCCAGGGUGCUGCCGUGGCCGCCAUCAUCACAAACAGAAUUACGCAACUGGUGCCAGACCACCCACCUUUCAAGGUUAGUUUGAUCUUCUCAGGUUACUCGUUCACAGAGCCCGACCCAGAGCACGAGGGACAGCUCCGUAUCACCGAGAAGUUCAAGCAAGAUUUCACUCCCGCUCCUGAGAGCCCAACAAAGAUGCUAUUUGUAUACGGUGCAAGUGAUCAGGCCGUCCCUGCCACCAGAUCCAAGUACCUGCAAGAGAUUUACGCUAGUAGUUCUCCCGAGAAUGUUAAAGCGUUCGAGCAUCCCGGUGGACACAUGGUGCCCAACAAGAAGGACAUCAUCAGACCAAUUGUUGAUGAGAUCUGCUCCGCAGUCCAAUCACAGUAA